GGCAGCUCCUGCAAGGGGACGGCGGCGACUGACUCCUCGCGCGCGGGGGACACCCGGCACGGCGCCAGCGCAGCUGACCCCGGCGGCCCCCGCCCCCACCUGGUCCGCCUCUUUUCCCGGGAUGCCCCGGGUCGGCAGGACAACACCUUCAAAGAUCGGCCCUCGGAGUCGGACGAGCUGCACACCAUCCAGGAGCAGGGCGGCGCGGAGCACGCGGAGCAGGACGCAGACUAGAGCCCCCCUCGGCUUCUCGCUGGGACAGAACCUCGAACCCGGAUCCCCGACCGACAUCUAGCAUGGCCACGGCGAGCACCUCGGGCCAAGCGCCCUUCGGCCUGGGAAAGCGCAAGAAGAACCCCGGGCUGCUGGACCAACUGGGCCGCUUCUUCGGAGGGGACCGGAGGAGGAAAGGCAAGGGUUCCUUCCGUGGGUCUCUGACCUCCUCCCCACAGCGCCCUCUGCAGGCCUCCCCCCACAGGCGUGGGGACGAGAACGCCGUAGUGCACUUCUUCAGGACGAUGGUGUCCCCUCCUCCUCCCAAGUCCAGGGCGGAGCAGAAGUCCACGCAGGCCGGCCGGGCUGAUGGUCAGGGAACUCUGUCGAGGAUCUUCAAAAUGGGGGGGAGCAGAUCGGGGUCUCCAGCCAAACGCUGACGCCCCUUCGCCCCGAUCCUUCACGACGCCCAAGAGAAACGGGGGAUUUGGGAAAGGAAAGGAUUCGCUGCAAAAAAAGGAGAAGAAGCCAGAAGCCUGUUUGAUCGCCUCACGCAUCGCCCUGCUGCUAACGUGCUAACGCAUGCUAACGUAUGCUAACGUCCCCGGUCCGCCGUCACCGUCUCCGACGCCGGCACCCCACGUCUAACGUGUGUACCGAGACGUGGCGGUACCCGUAGCGGACGACGGCCUCCUCGCGCACCCGGCCUCGAAGGGCUCCCGACCCCACCCCGCCCCACGCGUUCCGUCAAGUUGCUAACGUCCCAGUGGUGGGGGGAGGGGCGACUCCCGAUAAAAGUGGACAUAUAACAAAUGUCCUGCCCCAUGUUUGGGUGUGAGCAGCAAACACACGUGUGUUUCCUUUCCCGUGUUGCUCUGUUCUCGUCCCCCUUGACUCUUAACACACCAUUAGUGUUGUUUGUAAGUAGCGCUUCCCGUUAGCUUCAUCUGUUAGCCUGGAAAGGCCCUCUGCUCGUGGCGAUGAAUAUUUAGGCCUAAAACUCAAUCUCGGUGUCUGUUUAGUGUGUCUCUGUGAAACGUGACCCACUGCGUAGGGUUGCGCUUCUCUCUCUCCCGCUCUUUCUCGUCCGGCGGGGGGGGGGGGGUACGCCUUCGUGUCGCAUCCUAAGGUCUUUAGCUGCGCUGUAAAAUGCGAUGUAAAAACGACGACGCUGAGCUACCGACGAAGGUCGCAAUUUAGCGAAUGAAAAUAAUAGCGUACUCUUUCAUAACACCCUGUUGAAUUGCGAUCCUAUAAUAGUUGUUUUUAUUUCGGUUCCUUUCUUUCCUACAUGAAUACUUCACUAAUUUGAUUAAGGUGCUAAAAUUGCGGUGGUGCGGGACUUUUUCCAGCCGUAUUUAAAACAAAGAGCGAGCGCUUGUCUGAAGUGCCCUGUUUUUGUGUCUGGAAUGAAGAGGCCGCAGUGAAACAAAUUGCACUAAACGUAAUUAUCGUGGCGGCGCGGCCAUACGCUAAUCCAGCCCCUUUUUUUAGCUCACAGCUACACUGUUCGUGGUGCGUUACUGUGUUUCCCAUGUUGGCGGCUUUGCUCCCUUUGUUUGUUAUUAUAUGCUCUCUUUGUGUCUCAUUAUAUGUUAUUUCAUACGCUUAAAAUUGGAAAAGGAAAAGCUAACGCGGCACCGUUUGUGGACGGCCCGUCUUCAUCUGUGCUUGUGUCCGAGCGCCCCUGUAAAGGCGUGUUAAUGUCACAAAAUAAAAUAAGUGCAUGCGUGUCCUGUCA
Molecule: messenger RNA, 1954 nt
Organism: Scleropages formosus (Asian bonytongue)
Lineage: Eukaryota; Metazoa; Chordata; Actinopteri; Osteoglossiformes; Osteoglossidae
Product: myelin basic protein
Exons: 5
Coding region: 297-653 (118 amino acids)
Molecular function (GO): structural constituent of myelin sheath
Source: RefSeq, a predicted model, not a curated record